Molecule: messenger RNA, 975 nt
Organism: Dioszegia hungarica
Lineage: Eukaryota; Fungi; Basidiomycota; Tremellomycetes; Tremellales; Bulleribasidiaceae
Exons: 2
Coding region: 1-975 (324 amino acids)
Source: RefSeq, a predicted model, not a curated record
AUGUCCUCCGAGCUCGCCCCAUUCUUUCCUUUGUCGAAUCAUCCGGCGCUGAGCGUCGCACACACGGUGCUCUCGACGCUGCGCAACCUCACUGGACCGGGGAAGGGGAAUGACCUGAAAGCUGAAGAAAGGGCUGCUCUGGUCGGUGUCAGUGCAUUGAUCGCAUGCGAGAAAGUACACAGCAAAGACCUCGUCGAGAAGACCGCUCAGAAGGCAUCCUCCGUCUCCCCCGCACACUUCAGAUCUGCCCUUAGACUAGCUCGCACCCUCCUCAGCUCUCAGACAGCGGACGAUCUUGCGCCCUCUCCAUCCCGCCGUACCUCUACCCGCGCUUCCAAUGCUGCUGCAUCGUCCUCCACCUCAGCGGGAACCGGCGUGUUGCCAAACCUCCCAUCGCCCUUCUCGACCCCCAAGAAGAAGUACAAAUACACCAGCGGCGUAGACAUAUCGAGUCUGCGGAAGCAUACGCCGACGAAGGGGAGUCCGCUAAAGCAGAGCGUGACUCCUCGGAGACGGGCCGAGGCAGCCCCGGGGACGCCGGGCUGGGAAGCAGCCGACGCAGGGGAGGUCGAGGAAGAAGAGGAGAGGGAAGAAGUGGAGGAUGUGGAUAUGGGGACGCCGACGAAGGCUCGUAAUGCGCAGCCCUUGGCGGGAGAGGGAUCCAAGCGAAAACGAAGGGAUAAAGAGGAGGAUAUGGAGGCGUUCUUUGCUCUACGGCCAGGGUCUGGGGUGGCGGGGACAGGCGGUACGGCGGGACCGAGCAGGUUCCAGGGGUUUGCGCAUGAUCCGACAGCUGGGCUGAAUCGGCAGAGGCGGACAGAGGCGGAGCGGAAGGGGCGAAGAGUCAGGAGGAAGCGGGAUUGGACGUUUGCGGAGGAGGUGUGGGGAGGUGAGGCGGUAGUGAGGCGGAACGAGAGGGUGUUGGAGCGGCUCAAGGAGGACUGGGCAAGGAAGGACGACGAGGAAGGCAUAUAG